Messenger RNA from Esox lucius (northern pike), 2277 nucleotides. RefSeq names its product homeobox protein Nkx-2.3. The transcript is spliced from 2 exons. NCBI's taxonomy places the organism in Eukaryota, Metazoa, Chordata, Actinopteri, Esociformes, Esocidae. Gene Ontology annotation, biological process: regulation of transcription by RNA polymerase II; cell differentiation. The record is from RefSeq and is a predicted model, not a curated record. Gene Ontology annotation, molecular function: RNA polymerase II cis-regulatory region sequence-specific DNA binding; DNA-binding transcription factor activity, RNA polymerase II-specific. The coding region runs from base 257 to 1339 and encodes 360 amino acids. Gene Ontology annotation, cellular component: nucleus.
CGAGUGACAUCACCGGACGAGGGAAGGGGCUUCGCCUAGCUCCGUUCCCAACUCCAGUUACAAAAACACACAAGAACUUAACUGUCAAAGGACCGCAGCGAACUGCAGGUCUACAGCCCUCGGAUGACCUGGCCACGCUAGGGACCACCGCGUUUAUUUUCACCCGGCGAUGCUUUGGGAUAUCCAGCGGUUUAGCGCGUGCCUCUCAUAACCAAGUCACAGUCCUUAAAUCAAUGACUCGUUGAAAGCGGGGUGCAUGUUAUUCGGCGGAAUCCAUUUCCUUAAUGCGCGAGAGCAGAACCUCGAUGGCAUGAUGCUCCCGAGUCCGCUCACUUCAACGCCGUUCUCAGUAAAGGAUAUUCUGAAACUGGAGCAGCUGGAGCAACAGCAUCAAAGGCAGCGAUCUCAACACCAGAACCAGUCUCGACAUCUGGAACCGCAGCAGAUCCAGCAGCAUUUGGUACACCCAGACUCGACUCAACAGUCUCAACCCUUCCAGACGCCCCCGUCCUGUAUGCUGGCUGCAGCUGUCGAAAGCCCUCCUUUCUCGGACGGGGAGGACAACAUGGCCUACCUGAGUUCUCUGGCGGUCCGGGACGGGCACGGAGAGGCCAGUCUGUCCCCGGAGAUGUACGUCCAUCCCGGACUGGGCCACCUGAACGACCCAAAGUUAGAGGUCGACUUGGACAAUCCGGAAACGAAGAGCUGUGCCGUGGUGUCCAAAUCGCUGGAGGGAGAAGACAGCGGGCUGGUAGACUCGGAUCGGCCAGCGAAACAGAGAACCAGAAGGAAACCGCGGGUCCUCUUCUCCCAAGCACAGGUUUUCGAGCUGGAGCGGCGUUUCAAACAGCAGCGGUACCUGUCCGCUCCGGAACGUGAACACCUGGCGAGCACCCUCAAACUCACCUCCACCCAGGUCAAGAUCUGGUUCCAGAACCGACGGUACAAGUGCAAGAGGCAGCGACAGGACAAAUCGCUGGAGCUAGCGGGGCACCACCACCCUCCCCCGCCAAGACGAGUGGCGGUGCCUGUCCUGGUACGGGAUGGGAAGCCAUGUCUAGGCGGAACUCAAAAUUACAACGCACCGUACGGAUCAAACCCAUAUAGUUAUAACGGAUAUCCCUCAGCCUACACGUACAACAACCCGUCAUACAACAGCAACUACAGCUGUACUUACCCCAGCAUCCCUACACUCCCCCCAACUACUACGGCUAACGCCUUCAUGAACAUGAACUUGGGGAACAUCGGGGGACUUGGUGGCUCUCCCCAGGCCCAAACGCACCAAGGGGCCGCGGUCACAACGUGCCAGGGGUCACUGCAAGGGAUUCGGGCCUGGUAGCCCCACUAGAACCGUUACUACCGGGAUCUAACCGGAGCCUCUUUUUCUACCCACACUAGUGACGUUCAUCGAAUCCUGUCAAGACAUUUAAUGGUUUUUCUUCGUUUUUUUAUUUUUAAGAAAGAGUGUGUAAUUUCCCAGCAGUGUCUUGCAAACAGUGUUAUUUUAAGGUAGUUAUAGGACGUUUUUGUCUGUCUGGUGGGAUUUCUGUCGCUGGUCUGAGAAUCAAAAGGUGCAAAUGAUUACUACACUCCCAGUAUACCUGACAUCAGAAAGACACUGUGCCAACUGUUAAAAUGGAUUAAUGUCCAACAACCGUGGCGUUUCAUUUAAAUUAUCGUUGUAUCCAGUUAAAGCUGGAAAUAUAUAAUAAGCCUAUCAAAAGAAAAUAAACUUGAAUAUUGUGACAAACGAUGUAAAUAGUCACUGGGCGUAAAGGAUGUCCGGAUAAUUCAACAAUGAUGGGCUUAAGUGGUGUUUCCAAAUCAACUGUUCUCAAGGACUUGUUUGAUAUUUUCAAUGUUUAUUUUAACCCUAAAGACAUGAGAACAGAAAUAUAUAGUUUUUGAUUUUAAAGCUUGUCCUAUAUAAUUUCAAUUCUGCCGGAAAUGAAUUGGCAUUUAUUUUAUUCAUUCAAUUUUCUCGAUUAAGACAUUUUGGAAUAAGAGAAAUUGAAAUGGAAUUGAAAUGGGAUUUAAUUCCACAUCAAGUCCACAAGCCAAAUAACUACACGCUGUUAUAAAAUCUCAUAACUUGCUUUCGAAAACAAAUAAAUUCCAUAUUUUGCUAUACUUUGCUCAAAUGCUAGACUUUCCAUUACAUUCUUUGUGACGUUCUUGGUAAAGUUUUCCCAUGGAAGUGUUCCUCAGUGUGUAUGUGUGUGAUAACCUCAUAUUUUAGCAAUUUCAUUAACUAAAUGUUUGCUAUUUAAAAAGUGU